This is a messenger RNA of Drosophila nasuta, 547 nucleotides long. RefSeq names its product superoxide dismutase [Cu-Zn]-like. Bases 29 to 496 code for a protein of 155 amino acids. Gene Ontology annotation, biological process: superoxide metabolic process. The record is from RefSeq and is a predicted model, not a curated record. Lineage: Eukaryota; Metazoa; Arthropoda; Insecta; Diptera; Drosophilidae. Gene Ontology annotation, molecular function: copper ion binding. The transcript has a single exon.
AUUGCCGAGUUACAAAUUUCAAUUACCAAUGUUAACCAAGGCAGUUUGCGUGCUCAAUGGCGAUGCCAAGGGCACAAUUUAUUUCGAACAAAAAUCCGAAAAUUGUGCCGUCAAAAUUACAGGUGAGGUGACUGGAUUAUCAAAAGGUCUACAUGGCUUUCAUGUGCAUGAGUUUGGCGACUCCACAAGUGGCUGCACAUCCGCCGGAGCACACUUUAAUCCCCACAAGAAACAGCAUGGUGCACCCACAGACAACGAGCGUCAUCUGGGCGAUUUGGGAAACAUCAAUGUUGAGGGAACAGGAGCAACAAAAAUCAAUUUUUGCGAUUGCCACAUUACGCUCUUUGGCGCCAAUAGCAUCAUUGGACGCAGUUUGGUUGUCCACGCCGAUCCCGAUGAUCUUGGCAAAGGUGGACAUGAGUUGAGCAAAACAACUGGUAAUGCUGGAGCACGCAUUGGCUGCGGCGUCAUUGGCUUUGCCUCGGUCGCAAAUUAGUUUUUAUUAGUUAAAUAUAACAAUUAAAAUAAAUUUAAUUUGAACAUUGAA